GUAGAAUAUUUGGUCACCCCCAUGAAAUGGUUAAAGUGUCAGCUACCGGGCCGGGAGGUAAAGGCGCGGAAAGAUGGCGGAUAAAGAAAAGAAGAAAAAGGAAAGCAUACUUGACCUCUCCAAAUACAUAGACAAGAACAUUCGAGUGAAAUUUCAAGGUGGCAGAGAAGCAAGCGGAGUCCUGAAAGGAUUUGACCCUCUACUGAACCUUGUGUUGGAUGGAACCAUAGAGUAUAUGAGAGAUCCAGAUGACCAAUACAAAUUAACAGAGGACACACGACAACUCGGACUUGUUGUUUGCAGAGGGACUUCUGUGGUUCUUAUCUGCCCACAAGAUGGCAUGGAGGCUAUUCCAAACCCUUUCGUUCAACAGCAAGAUGGUUAAUAUUUCUAUAAAGAAAGACCAUCCAAACAGAUUCCAUUGGGAUGCACCAUACUUCAAGUUGAAGACUUUUCUGUUUUUAAGAUGAAAAAAAAUCCCAACAAUUUUUUUUGUGGUGGCAGAAAUGAGCCAUGUACAGUAAGUCAGGACUUGCUCUGUAAGUUAAAUAUACUUUUGUAUUGGUCACUCUUUAUUUUACAGUAACAGUGUGGCCAUGUUUUGUGUUUUGUAUUUUUUUUCAUCAUCGUGAGCAUUUUUGAUGGUCCACUGUAUUACAUAUUUGAAAUAAAACUUCACGGAAUU
Nanorana parkeri is the source of this 685-nucleotide messenger RNA. RefSeq names its product LSM7 homolog, U6 small nuclear RNA and mRNA degradation associated (gene LSM7). The record is from RefSeq and is a predicted model, not a curated record. Gene Ontology annotation, molecular function: RNA binding. The transcript is spliced from 4 exons. Gene Ontology annotation, cellular component: U2-type prespliceosome; Lsm1-7-Pat1 complex; spliceosomal tri-snRNP complex. NCBI's taxonomy places the organism in Eukaryota, Metazoa, Chordata, Amphibia, Anura, Dicroglossidae. Gene Ontology annotation, biological process: mRNA splicing, via spliceosome; nuclear-transcribed mRNA catabolic process. The coding region runs from base 74 to 385 and encodes 103 amino acids.